Molecule: messenger RNA, 439 nt
Organism: Nycticebus coucang (slow loris)
Lineage: Eukaryota; Metazoa; Chordata; Mammalia; Primates; Lorisidae
Product: zinc finger CCHC domain-containing protein 17-like
Exons: 2
Coding region: 2-439 (145 amino acids)
Biological process (GO): RNA stabilization
Molecular function (GO): RNA binding
Source: RefSeq, a predicted model, not a curated record
GAUGAAUUCAGGAAGGUCUGAGACCAUGGAAAACUUGCCUGCUCUCUACACUAUUUUCCAAGGAGAGGUUGCUAUGGUAACAGACUAUGGAGCCUUUGUCAAAAUCCUAGGUUGUCGGAAGCAAGGUUUGGUCCAUCAAACUCACAUGUCAUCCUGUCGGGUGGAUAAGCCCUCUGAGAUAGUAGAUGUUGGAGACAAAGCAUGGGUGAAGCUUAUUGGCCAAGAGAUGAAAAAUGAUAGAAUAAAAGUAUUCCUGUCCAUGAAAGUUGUCAACCAAGGGACUGGGAAAGACCUUGAUCCCAACAAUGUUAUCACUGAAAAAGAAAAAAACAGAAGCGUAGAGACAGGAAGUCAUCUGACAGCUCAGACUCUGAGAGUGAUACAGGCAAGAGGUCAAGGCACACAUCAAAAGACAGCAAGGCAGCAAAGAAGAAAAUAG